Messenger RNA from Coregonus clupeaformis (lake whitefish), 1962 nucleotides. Its product is annotated as germ cell-specific gene 1-like protein. NCBI's taxonomy places the organism in Eukaryota, Metazoa, Chordata, Actinopteri, Salmoniformes, Salmonidae. Bases 320 to 1390 code for a protein of 356 amino acids. The record is from RefSeq and is a predicted model, not a curated record. The transcript is spliced from 6 exons. Gene Ontology annotation, cellular component: plasma membrane.
UUCUAAUAUUUUCUCUACAUUGUUUUUAUCUUCUCUUGUUUUUUUUUUACUCUGUUCUUUCUUGUUGAAACUCUCUUUCACUGAUUUCAAUCAAUCACCAGAACUGUCAUCAUAUUCUUCAUCAUCCUCUACAUCACCAACAACAACCUCAUCCUCACAUACUGCUGUUGAUAAUUAUAUCCCAUCUUCCUCCCUUUGUCCAUCUGUCUUUCACCAUCCUCUUCUUCCCCUGCCCUGUGUCUCUACACACUUCCUCUCCUCCCGCCCUAUCCCUCCUUCUUGACCUUCUCUCCCCCUCUCCCCUCCUCCCUGUGUGGCCAUGUUGGAGAACAUGUCUCGUCGGUCCCGCUCCCUGCUGUCCCUGUCCCUGACCACUCUGGCUCUGGCCCUGUCCAUCCUGGCUCUCUGCACCUCCUACUGGUGUGAAGGGACUCACAAGGUGGUCAAGCCUCUCUGCCUGUCUCCAGUCAAGAUGAGGAACUGUGGUCAGAACAACAGUGAACCCUACACCACAGAGAGCCCAACUCAGAACCCGUACAAUAGAACCCUGUCCCCGCAGAGGAGAGAUGAACUGGCUAAGAUCCGCAAGAGACAGCUAGACAAUGCUGUUCACUACAUCUGGGAGACAGGAGAGGACAAGUACACCUUCAGAUACUUCCACACUGGCUUCUGGGAGAGCUGUGAGAAACACAUUGAUGGUGAGAAGUGUCGCAGCUUUAUUGAGCUGACUCCUGGUGAAACACAAGGUGUGUUAUGGCUAUCGGUGAUAUCUGAGUUCACUUACAUUGGUCUAUUGGGAAUGGGCUUUCUGUUGAUGUGGCUGGAGCUGUUGUGUUCCCAUAAGGAGAUACACGCUCUCAAAAUCAACGCCUAUGCUGCCAUCUGCACCGUACUGUCAGGUCUGAUGGGGAUGGUGGCCCACAUGAUGUACACCACAGUGUUCCAGAUGACCGUCAUUGUUGGCCCUAAAGACUGGAGGCCUCAGACCUGGGACUACGGCUGGUCAUUCGCCUUGGCGUGGAUCUCCUUCAGCUGUUGUAUGGGAGCUGCAGUCUUCACCCUCAACUCUUACACCAAGACCAUCAUCGAGCUGCGCCACAAACAGAGGCUCCGAUUGGAGGAGGUCCGCGCCGCCAGCCACGCCCCUCCCUAUGACGAGGUGGUGCCCGGGGGCGGGCUCUACUCUGUCCGUGGCCUAUUGCAGUGCCCGGAAGGGAUGAUUGACGUGGCGUGGGCGCCUGACGGGACCGUGAUGGGGGUGGGGAACGGGGAUGUACCAACUCUGGUGUUGGUAGGGGGGUGUGGGCCGGAGGGCUGUGAGGACUGUGAGAGAGAGAUGGAUAAGAUGGAGGAGGCCAUGGAGAGGGAAAGAGCUGAUUCGCCCUGUUAAUAAGAGAUGGGUGGGGCUAAAGAGACCAGAGGAGGACUGUGGGUAAUGUAGUCACAUUACAGGUACUGUAUAUGCACCUUGAGCUCUCAAAAUGGAAAGAGUGAGACAGAGACAGUGACAGAGUGAGACAGAGACAGAGAAAGAGUGAGACAGAGAAAGAGUGAGACAGAGAAAGAGUGAGACUGAGAAAGUGGGAGGGGAAUAGUUCUGACAUAAGAUAUGAGAGAGAGGGAAUUCUGAUAUAAUUAUCUUGCACUGCUUGUGGGGAAGAAGCAGAACUUGAUGGACAUUGGACACAGGAACUGUGUUGGCUGUAAGAGCUACAGUAUCCCCACAUUGACAUUUAACAGAGAUCACCUUGACAUACAUGGUUUGUGCUAACACUCCUAACACUCCUUGUCAUUAAUUAAUACAAUAGUGCCUAAUGGUAAGGGAUUGUUAUACAGUAUACAUGUAUGUAAAUGUAUCCAUGUUGGAAAUAGUUUUACCAUAAGUAUCCAAUACUUUCUGACCUUUGUAAAACAUGCUUUUCACUUUGUCUGAAUGGGUCCCGUUCUGAACCUGUAAAAUAA